Fusarium falciforme is the source of this 1677-nucleotide messenger RNA. RefSeq names its product Amidase. Bases 1 to 1677 code for a protein of 558 amino acids. The transcript has 6 exons. NCBI's taxonomy places the organism in Eukaryota, Fungi, Ascomycota, Sordariomycetes, Hypocreales, Nectriaceae. The record is from RefSeq and is a predicted model, not a curated record.
AUGACUAUCAACCCUCCACAGCUUCCAUCUGCACCCUGGGAGGCUCGAGCCGCAGAGAAGCGUGCCCGCUGUGCCGAUGCCAUCCCAAAGCCUUGGCGCCUCCCCUCUAGCGUCCGAGAUACUCUAAAGACACCGCUAGAGACGAGCAAAAAUGACCUCAUCUCGCUCGAUAUCCCCCGUCGCUCAGGUAUCCUUACCGAUUUGGAGCUUGAUAUCACCGAACACUACGAUGUCAGCGACUUGCUAGCGAAGCUGGCUGAUGGGUCCUUUACGGCUGUGCAGGUAGUCACUGCGUUUUCCAAGAGAGCAGCCAUUGCUCAGCAAUUGACCAAUUGCCUCACCGAAACGUUUUUCGAUCAAGCUGAAUCACGCGCUCAGCAGCUAGACAAGCUGCGACAAGACGGCAAGCUUGCCGGCCCUCUUCACGGUCUGCCCGUCAGUCUCAAAGACACCUUCCAUGUCGCUGGCACCCAAGCCACUAUUGGUCUGGUUGCCUAUCUCGAUGAGUUUUCCAAGACCAAUUCUCCUCUUGUUGAGAUUCUGCUCUCCCUGGGGGCAGUCCCGUUCGUCAAGACCAAUGUCCCACAGACCAUGAUGACAGCGGAUUCGCAUAAUAAUGUGUUUGGCCGUACUUUGAAUCCGAGAAACACAGCUCUUGGAGCAGGCGGCUCAUCUGGUGGCGAGGGCGCGUUGAUUGCAUUUCGAGGGGCGCCCAUCGGAGUUGGGACAGACAUUGCAGGCUCCAUCAGAAUACCCUCCCUCUGCUGCGGAACUUACGGCUUCAAACCAACAGCGGGACGUAUCCCAUAUGGUGGUCAAAGGGGCUGCAGCAAUCCCGGUCUCAAGUUCAUCCUCGCCUGCGCUGGUCCCUUGGCCAACGACAUGCAGAGUCUCAAUAUCUUCACCAAGGCUGUAAUUAACUCUCGACCAGCAGAUCUUGACUCGACGGCAAUCGAUGUUCCCUGGAGAAACAUUGCUGCUUUUGAGGGAAAGAAGCUAAGGCUGGGUGUUCUCCCCGAGGAUCCAACCUAUCCUCUACACCCACCUGUCAGGAAUGCCAUCUCGCAAGCUGUUGCCAAGUUACGAGCUGAAGGGCAUAUCCUCGUCGACUUGGAUACUCAAGAGUGCCUCAUUGACGGCAUCAACGAUGUCGCCUGGGGCAUAUUUGCACUUGACAAAACAGCCAGCCGUAUCGUCACCGAUGCAGGGGAGCCGGACAUCCCAUCGAGACAGCGAAUCGCUGACGAAUUGAAGAGAUUGAAGUCGGAUUACCUACCAGAUCUGACUGGGCUUAGCGACUUGGACAAGCUCGCGACACUCAAUAUUAAGAAGGCUGCGGCCGUUGAAGGCUGGCGGAGAAUCUGGCAAAGCCACCGUCUCGACGCUGUUAUUGGACCGUCUGCCCAGAAUACGGCGGUGCAGCAUGACCUAUACGGGGUUCCGCCAUAUACCUGUUUCCUCAACGUGUUGAACUAUCCAGCAUGCGUGAUUCCGUUUGGUAGCGCAAAGCCGGUCCCUGGCGAAGACUUUACACUGAGACCUGAUCAAGCUGGCCCUCCUUAUGAUGCUGAACUGACUGAGGGAGCGCCUUGCUCCGUUCAAGUCUUCACAAGUUCAAUGCGGGACGAAGAAUGUAUUGCCGUAUCGUCCAUCAUCGACAACAUCCUGAAUUGCUAA